Molecule: messenger RNA, 3552 nt
Organism: Ctenopharyngodon idella (grass carp)
Lineage: Eukaryota; Metazoa; Chordata; Actinopteri; Cypriniformes; Xenocyprididae
Gene: cnksr3
Product: cnksr family member 3
Exons: 13
Coding region: 157-1797 (546 amino acids)
Biological process (GO): regulation of signal transduction
Cellular component (GO): membrane; cytoplasm
Molecular function (GO): protein binding
Source: RefSeq, a predicted model, not a curated record
CUGUGGGUAGAGCUUCAGUGCUGUUCCUCUGAUCUGAUCAUCAGUGUUCAGUUGUUAGACAUGAGAAAGGACGCUCAAGUGUAGCGUGGGAAACUUUAUUUCACUUUAGUGAGUUUGAGAACUUGGCCGAAACUUUCUGAAUAUCUGAACAGAAGAAUGGAGCCGAUAACAAAGUGGACACCGACUCAGGUUGUGGAUUGGAUCAGAGGGCUGGACGACAGUCUCCAGCAGUAUGUUGCUAACUUUGAGAGAGAGAAGAUAGAUGGAGAGCAGCUUCUGAAGAUUUCGCAUCAGGAUCUGGAGGAGCUGGCGGUGACCCGCGUCGGCCAUCAGGAGCUGAUUCUGGAGGCUGUGGAUCUCCUCUGUGCAUUGAACUGUGGUGUGGAGACUGAUAACUUGAAGACUCUGUUAGGUCAGAUGCGAGCAGCAUCCAAUAACUUGCACAACUGUGCAUCAGAGCGCAGGAAAAAUCCAUCUUAUGAUGGAGGAAGUCCAAACAAACCACCUAAUGUGUUCCUCACCGCUGUGGUGGAGCUGAUAGGGGCUGCCAAGGGCAUGCUGGCCUGGCUUGACAGGACUCCCCUCACAGGAAUCAGUGAUUUCGCCUCAACGAAGAACAAGAUCAUUCAGCUCUGUCUGGAAUUGACCACAACUGUCCAGAAGGACUGUACAGUGUUUGAAAUGGAGGAGAAGAUAUUAGAAGUGGCACGGGUUUUGACUGGCAUUUGUGACUCCACCAUGAGAAUGACCUCUGACCCCUUGAAGACUCACAUGACCUGUUUGGAGGAAGUCCCCAUCACCAAUAUCAAACCAGGCGAGGGACUGGGAAUGUACAUCAAAUCCACUUACGAUGGGCUGCACGUCAUCACCGGAACCACAGAAAAUUCUCCAGCAGACAGAACUCAGCGGAUUCAUGCAGGUGAUGAGGUGAUACAAGUCAACAGACAAACAGUGGUGGGCUGGCAGUUGAAGAAUCUAGUGGAAAAGCUCAGGGAAGAUCCUCAGAAUGUGACACUGACGGUGAAGAAAAGGCCAUCAGGUACCUGUGGCUUCACACCGGCACCACUGAAGAACAUGCGCUGGAGACCCCCUGUCGUCCAGAGCCCAUCCUAUGUGCCUGCUGCCCAGUCAUCCAGAAAUCCUGUGCAAAUCUCUGUCAAGCGGCCAGAGAAACCUGCAAUUUUAGAUCUCUAUAUCCCUCCUCCUCCUUCCAUGCCAUACAGCCCACGAGAUGCAGAGACAAGUGAAUGUGCAGGUGUGAAGAUGAGACCAAAAGGUUCAGAGUCGCCCAACUCAUCUCUGGAUUUAGCUAGUAGACGGCGUUCAAAUAUCAGCGACUACAAUAGCAAACCUAGUGUAAAUCCAGCUGAGGUCGUCAUCCCACAAGCACGACUGAGACAGCGGACUCCAUCUCGAGGAAAGCCACGUCCCAUGUCCAUGCCAGUAGACACUUGCCUGGGCGUGUCGGACUCUCCCUCUAGACCCUGGGCUCUUGGAAGGAAAGGUGAGGAGGUUUUGCACAGGUAUCUGAGUAACGAACAGAUCCCCACCAUCUCAGAAGAGUCACCCUGUUACCCACUGCCCUACCGGCCCACAGGCGAACGGCAACUCGUCCGAGGGGUCGACCACAUCCGCGGCAGCCAGUGUUUCAUCAAUGCAGACCUACACGACAGCGCCACCAUACCCUACCAGGAAGCUGUGGCACGGAAGCCAGCAACAAAAUCUUCCAAGAGACCACCCUCAGAACCCUCACUGCUCAGCAGCUGGAUCGCUCGACUCAAGCUGCUCACACACUGAAUGCCGCUGGUUGUCUGCCAUCCGUGUGCAGUAUUAUCAUUUAAAAUCUGGAAUGUUCCACAGGAUCUGAGACCAGGAUCUGUGGAAAUUCAGUUUGGCCAGUAUUAAAGACAUCCUCGGUGUAAUGCCUGUUACUUUAUUCAAGGUUUCAUCAGCAGUAAAGACUACUGAAAACUCUAUUCCUCUGAUAAAUCAGGUUUUUAAAAGGAUUUUCACUUGGAACUGUGUCAUAAGUUAUUUAAUUUGUGCAUAUAUUGUAUAUUAUAGAUACUGGUCCAACUUAUUUUCCACUUGCUAAAUAGCUUCUCUUUUUUAAACAUAUGCCUUAUGUAAGUUAAAGCUAUUUCCUAUCUGAAAUAUAGAGAAGAUAUGGGCAAGAUUUUUUUUUUUUUUUUUUUUAAAUAAGUGUCCUUCAUUAAUAAUGUGCACAUUGACAUGUUAAUAAGGCAAGAAAGUUCUUGUGAAAUACCAAAUGUAUGAUUCAUGUUUGGGAAAUUUUCAGAAUUUAAAAUUGAACUUUUGACGCUCUACAGGAAGUUGGAAUGGACUUUGAAUUGGAAUGACAGGAAGCUGAAUUUACUGAAAUGCAAAGUAAUAAUUUCAAUGGUCCAAGACGAUUUGACUAAUCAUGGCUGAUAAGUAGAAUAUACAAUAUUCUCAACUGAUUAGACAUAUUUCUCACUCUGCACUUUCAAAUUAACAGUCAAAAGUUUUUCAUUUUGUCAUACAGCACCACUUUAUUGAGGUCGGUAAGAACUUUUUUAAAGGAAAUUAAUACUUUUAUUCAGCAAGGAUGCAAUAAAUUGAUCAAAAGUGACAGUAAAGACCUUUACGUUGUUCCAAAAGAUUUCUAUUUCAAAUCAAAGAAUCCUGAAAAAAAAAAAAAAUGUAUCUCUGUUUCUUUUAACAAUUUUAUUGUUAUUAACUGUGAUAAUAUGUUACAAUAUCAACAUAUUAGAAUGAUUUCUGAAUGAUCAUGUGACACUGAAGACUGGAGUAAGGAUGCUGACAGUUCAUCUUUGCGUCACAGGAAUGACAUUUUAAAAUAUAUUAAAAGAAAAUAGUAACUUAAAAUUGUAAUAUUUCAUAAUAUUACUGUUUUUAUUUUUGAUCAAAUAAAUGCAGCCCUGAUUAGCAUAAGAGACUUCUUUUACAAACAUUAAAAAAUCUUACCGACCACAAACUUUUGAAUGGUACUGUGUGUGUUAUAGGCUACUUUAUUUUUUGUAUAAUAUACAGUUUAUUCUGCUCAUUCCAUUUUGAUUUGACUUCCUUAAAUUCAUAUUCAAAUUACAUAGGCUGUCUGCAUCCCGUUUGCUACCUCAAUUCAAAUUCAGGAAUUGGCAAUGUGAAUUCAACUCUGAAUGGCAGAGAACCCUGGUGAGUAGAUUUAGCCAUUUCAUAGCGUGAAGUGUCUGCUUUCAAAAGACUUCAAUUGUGCUACAGUAGCACAGUAAUAAAGUCUGACACCCUUUUUACUUUACUAACUUGCAUUUCAGUGUGCAAAUUACUGACUGUCUUACAUGAUAUAAAUGGUCUUCUGUUGCGAACUUUAUUUAUGCUUAAAUCAUUUCAACAGUAUCAGAUGCAAACAAACUGAUAAACAAGAAAGCUCGAGUCUUAAAACCACAGACUACUGUAACACUAGAGCAAGUCAUAGUUUUGAGCAAGAUAGGAUACUACUUGAUGCUCGUUUAUGUUGUCAAACUCUGUUAAUAAAGAAUGCUAUAAAUGGGAAAAUCCUCUCAUACCAUG